CUUGCCUUGAUGACGUAACGGCAAUGGCCGCUCUCACUGUGUAGAGCAGGGUUUAUGAAUCUCUCCGAUAGAAGAAAAAGCAAUCCGAAUAUUUAUUACUGUGUACAGCUUUACACUUGGACGGGGAGAGACGGGGUAGUAGUUACGAUCACACUCCUGUCUCAAAAGACGUGCAGGUUGGCAACGCCUCCAAUGGAUGCAACUGAAAGCCCCAGUCAUGACAGACAGUCCCUGGAAGAGAAAGAGACCUCGGACAGCGAGAUGCUGAAAGAGGACAGUCAGGAGGGUGGGGCGGAGUCGGACCUGGAGGAUCUAGAGGACGAGGGUGGGGAGAGAGUGUCGGACCAGGAGGAGGAGGAGGAGGAUGGGUAUGGAGGGGAGCUGUGCCACGAGGUCCCGUCAGGUGCAGCAUUGACGAGGGGGCGAGGGGUGAAUUGCUCGGACGAUGAAGAGGAGGAGGAUCGAGUCAGCCAAGAGGCGAAGUCCCCCGACUCGGAGCCUGAUCUGGGCCGGGAGAAGCUUUUGUCUUCCCCGCUAGCGGAGGAGGAAGAGGAGGAGGACGACGAGGGGGUGAAGGCAGCAGCUGCGGACAGCCGGGUAAGCGACCUCAAGGACGAGUCCUCGUCAGUGACGCGGGAGCUGGACGAGCACGAGCUGGACUACGACGAGGAAGUGCCCGACGAGCCGAGCGGCGCCGCCCCCGAGGAUGAGGACGGGGACAGGGUGCCUGGGGAAGAAGGAGAGGAGGAAGAGGCAGACCCUGAGGAUGAGGAAAAGAAGGAAAAGAGGAAGGACUCCCAGCAGCCAGAAAAGGUCACUGAGCCCAAAAGGGCAGAGGAGCCCAAGGCUCCUGAGAGGGGUCGGAGAGAUUCCUUACGAGAUAAAAAGAAAGAUGACGACGAUGGAGAGAUCGAUGAGGGAGAAAUAGAUGAUGAUGACUUGGAAGAAGGCGAGGUGAAGGACCCCAUGGAUCGGAAGAUAAGGCCCCGUCCCAUCUGCAGGUUUUUCAUGAAAGGUAACUGCACAUGGGGAAUGAAUUGCAGAUUUAUCCAUCCGGGGGUGAACGACAAAGGAAAUUAUUCUCUCAUAGUCAAGCCCGACCCCUUCUCACCCAACGGAGGGCCCCCAGUUGGACCUCAUCCUCUCAUGCCUUCAAAUCCAUGGGUCUUAAAGAAAGCUACAAUACGGAAGGAGCAAGAGCCCGACUUCGAGGAAAAGAGAUUCAAUGUGACGAUUGGAGAGGACGAGCGGGAUUUCGAUAAAGAGAAUGACUUCUUCAGGGAGAGGACGUACCGUAUCACGAGAGAGAUCCGAGACCCUGGGAAUGAUCCCUACGCAGACUCCUACUACGAUUACGAAAUGGAGUGCCUCUGGCGAGGGGGGCAGUACGAGAAUUUCAGGGUUCAGUACACGGAAGCAGUGCCAUACCAUUACAACGAGCGGGAGCGCGACACCAGGGACCGCCAGCGGGACCGGGAGCGGGAGCGGGAGCGCGAGCGCGAACGGGAGCGGGAGCGCCGGCAGCGGGAGAGGGAGCGGGAGCGCGAGCGGGAGCGGGAGAAGGAGAGGCAGCGCAGGAAGGAGGAGUGGGAGAGGGACCGGCUGAAGCGGGAUGAGAAGGAGCGGCCCAGGGAGCGCACGCGGGAGCGCGAGAAGGAGAAGGAGAAGGAGAAGGAGAAGCCCAAGCCGAGGACGCCACCUCCGCCCCGGCCCAUGGAGCCGCCUCCCAAGAAGGAAAUGGGGCCUUUGAUAAAACGGCCGGACGAGUGGAAAGAUCCCUGGCGGCGGUCCAAAUCCCCCAAGAAGCGGAUGGGAAUGUCGGGCUCCCCCACACGGGGGCGCCGGAGACACCGGCCCUCAGGAUCUUCCAUUUCCUUGUCCAAUUCCUCCAGGUCAUCGUCCCAUUCUUCUUCGUACUCUGGUUCCGGUUCCUCUCGGUCCAGAUCGUCCUCCUUCAGCUCCUACUCGAGCCAGUCCUCGCAGCACAGCUCUUUUUCUGGAAGUCGCUCAAGGUCGCGAUCCUUCUCUUCCUCUCCUACUCCUUCUCCCACUCCUUCUGCUCAGAGGAAUGCUGCAAAGACUAAAGCAGAGCCUCUGAGACCCCCGGCGAAAGGCAUCCCUUUGAAGAAUCCGCUGCCCCCUCGCAGGGAAAAGGUUGUGAAGAAGCCAUCUAUGACACCUCCCCCAGGGCCUCCUGGGAAGCCUGUGAAGCCACCCCCAGAGGGGGCCAAGAUGGCCGACCCCAGAGAUGGCUGCCGUAAGGAUCGACAACCACACAACCCCCCCGGCAGGCAUGCGGUGACCGGCAGUGUGAGUGGCAGUGCCAGCAGCUAUUCCGGCUCCAGCUCCCAUUCCAGGUCUCCCUCGCAUUCCCUGUCCAGGUCACGAUCCCGUUCCCGAUCCUCCUCCGUCUCCCUCUCUCACUCUCCUUCCGGUUCCAGGAAAUCCAGAAAAUCCAGGUCUCUCAGUGUAAGCAGUGUGUCUUCAGUGUCCAGCGCCUCCUCCAGCAGCAGUUCAGUGCGCAGUGCAGACUCUGAAGACAUGUAUGCUGACCUGGCCAGUCCUGUGUCCUCCGCCAGCUCCCGAUCACCCACCCCAGCACAGCAGAAAAAAGAGAAAGGAAAACCUAAAAAGGAUGAGCCGUUCAAAGAGGAGCGAAGAAAACCGGAACCCCCUCCCCAGCCCCCCAAGCCCACCGCUCUGAAGUCGGGACAGAGUAGCAAACCCUCCCAGCAGCACCAGCCCCCCCCUGGACCGCAGUCCGGCUACGGGUCCCACAAGGACAUCAAGCUUACGCUGCUCAACAAGCAAGCUGAUAAAGGAAACAGGAAAAGAUACUUACCAUCAGACAAGGAUAGGCCAACUUCUCCACUAAGCAAAAGAAUAGCCAUGUCACCGGAGAGAGGUCGGGAAAGAAGAAUUCCAGGACGGCCCGUCUCCCCCAAAUUGGACCGUCCCAGAGGACAGGGCCAGCGACCACCACCAGCCCAAGCAGAGAGGAAGCGCCCACUGUCUCCUCCGCCCAAGUCCUCCGGCAAAGGCCCCAGCCUGGCGGGCAAACCUCCGGGGGGUGUUGGGUCGGCCCCCCCAGCGAAGUCCAGCAAAGCCAGCACGCUGUCCCGGCGCGAGGAGCUGCUGAAACAGCUGAAGGCUGUGGAGGACGCCAUUGCACGCAAGCGGGCCAAGAUCCCCGGGAAAGUAUAGUUACCAAACCGUUUCAGCUCAGAGACAGAGGGAAGAUUUUAUAUUUAAGACACAAAUGAGAGGAAGCAGACACCGUCCUGCUGCUUCUUGAGAGGGGAAAAAAAGGCCUCAGUAAGUUUCUUAUUAAAAAUGGCAAAAUCUUUGAUAUGUUUUUGUAAGAUUCUUUGCUGUGGACUGUGAAUGCUAAGACCCACCUCGUACUUCAGGCAGUUGGAGGAGACGUUGGCAGUAACAUUCGGAGAAGCAAAGAACAUCACAUCCACAGGCCCUUGCCCAUGGAGCCUUUCUUAACCAAUGAACUGUAUUCUACUAGAUCUGUGCGUUUAGUGUUUUCAACAUGAUAUUCUUCAAUUUCUUACAAUGUACGACUAUAGAGAUAACAAAUGACUGUGAUGUGAAGUAUUUUGCCUUUCUUUUGUUUUUAAUCUGGCACAGAAUUUUUUUCCUAGCUCUUCCUAAAUAAAAGAUAAUCAUUCUUUAUAUUAAUUGUUCCAUAUUUUAGUUCAUACGGAGUGUACCUGGUUGUAUUUGGGAUGUUGGCUGAAUAAAAGUAAGACUGCAUCUUGGUUUCAUGACAAGAAAAACAACAAAAUAAACUAUUUUGAUAAAGAGA
Lepisosteus oculatus (spotted gar) is the source of this 3817-nucleotide messenger RNA. The record is from RefSeq and is a predicted model, not a curated record. Lineage: Eukaryota; Metazoa; Chordata; Actinopteri; Semionotiformes; Lepisosteidae.